GACUGCCACUACGGCUCCUCCUCCCGCCUCAGGUUUGUCAUCGUGUCGCUGGCACAGCCCGAAGGAGGAGGAGGAAGAAGAGGAAGAAGAGGAGGAAGAGGAGGAGGGAUGAGGAAGCCGCCGCUGUUGCAUCCGUGACGGGGGCCUAGAGAGCCCACGCUCGGGACUGCCCCUUUCCCACCGCCGGCGCACAGGCGCUGCUCGCCUGGGGGAAGGGCCAGAAGGAGGAGGACGGCGGCGGCGCUGUGUGUGUGUGAGAGCGUAGAGAUGAGCUCAGCUCUGUGCCCUGGAGCCGCCUGAGGAGACCCGGCUCCUUCCCUCCCUCCCUCCUUGCCCGCCGCCAUGACUCACUCCCCCGUGCAGACGGGGCUGCCGGGGAUGCAGACUCUGAAGGCAGAUCCAGAAGAACUGUUUACAAAACUGGAGAAAAUUGGUAAGGGCUCUUUUGGUGAAGUUUUUAAAGGAAUUGACAAUCGGACUCAGAAAGUUGUUGCUAUAAAAAUUAUUGACCUAGAAGAAGCAGAAGAUGAAAUAGAAGACAUCCAACAAGAAAUCACAGUGCUGAGUCAAUGUGACAGUCCAUAUGUAACUAAAUAUUACGGAUCCUAUUUAAAGGAUACAAAAUUAUGGAUAAUAAUGGAAUAUCUGGGUGGAGGCUCUGCCCUUGAUCUAUUAGAACCUGGCUCACUUGAUGAAACCCAGAUUGCUACAAUAUUGAGGGAGAUCCUCAAAGGACUUGAUUACUUGCAUUCAGAAAAGAAAAUCCACAGAGAUAUUAAAGCUGCUAAUGUAUUGCUGUCUGAACAAGGAGAAGUAAAACUAGCAGAUUUUGGAGUAGCAGGACAACUAACAGAUACACAGAUAAAGAGGAACACCUUUGUGGGAACACCAUUUUGGAUGGCACCUGAAGUAAUAAAGCAAUCGGCAUAUGAUUCAAAGGCAGAUAUUUGGUCAUUAGGCAUAACAGCCAUAGAACUUGCAAAAGGAGAGCCACCUCAUUCAGAAUUACAUCCAAUGAAGGUUUUGUUCCUCAUUCCUAAGAACAAUCCACCAACACUGGAAGGAAACUUCAGUAAAUCCCUCAAAGAAUUUGUUGAAGCCUGCUUAAACAAGGACCCAUGCUUUAGACCUACUGCAAAAGAGCUCUUAAAACACAAAUUCAUUUUACGAAACUCAAAGAAAACUUCUUAUCUGACUGACCUCAUUGAUAGGCACAAGAGAUGGAAGUCUGAACAAAGUCACGAUGACUCCAGUUCUGAUGACUCGGAUACUGAAGCAGAUGGUCAGGCUUCAGGUGGGAGUGAUUCAGAGGAGUGGAUCUUUACAAUAAGAGAAAAAGACCCCAAGAAUCUAGAGAAUGGAGCAGCCCAGCCUUUGGAGUUGCAAAGAAACAAGGAAAAGGAUAUCCCAAAGAGGCCCCUAUCCCAAUGUCUGUCUACGGUUAUAUCCCCUUUAUUUGCAGAGUUGCGCUUUGUAGUUGAUGGCCAGUUUACUGAAGGAUGA
This is a messenger RNA of Neopelma chrysocephalum (saffron-crested tyrant-manakin), 1503 nucleotides long. RefSeq names its product serine/threonine kinase 24 (gene STK24). The transcript is spliced from 10 exons. Lineage: Eukaryota; Metazoa; Chordata; Aves; Passeriformes; Pipridae. Gene Ontology annotation, biological process: protein phosphorylation. The coding region runs from base 343 to 1503 and encodes 386 amino acids. Gene Ontology annotation, molecular function: ATP binding; protein kinase activity. The record is from RefSeq and is a predicted model, not a curated record.